This is a messenger RNA of Lontra canadensis (Northern American river otter), 1369 nucleotides long. RefSeq names its product doublecortin domain-containing protein 2-like. The transcript is spliced from 9 exons. The coding region runs from base 47 to 1111 and encodes 354 amino acids. NCBI's taxonomy places the organism in Eukaryota, Metazoa, Chordata, Mammalia, Carnivora, Mustelidae. Gene Ontology annotation, cellular component: microtubule organizing center; axoneme; microtubule. The record is from RefSeq and is a predicted model, not a curated record. Gene Ontology annotation, biological process: neuron migration; dendrite morphogenesis; intracellular signal transduction.
ACACCUUCCCCAUUACCAACGUCAUCAGUUAGUGGUGAAGCCCGUAAUGCACAGCAGAAUCAACGUGUCCGCGCGCUUUAGAAAAUCGCUUCAGGAGCCCUGCACGAUCUUCUUGAUUGCAAAUGGAGACCUCAUAAAUCCAGCCUCUCGCCUCCUCAUCCCCAGAAAAACCUUGAAUCAGUGGGAUCAUGUGCUACAAAUGGUCACGGAAAAGGUCACUCUGAGGAGUGGGGCUGUCCACAGACUUUACACGUUAGAAGGAAAACUUGUUGAGAGCGGGGCUGAGUUGGAGAAUGGGCAGUUUUACGUGGCCGUCGGCAGAGAUAAGUUUAAGAAAUUGCCUUACAGUGAAUUACUUUUUGACAAGUCCACCAUGAGAAGGUCCUAUGGUCAGAAAGCCUCUUCACUACCUCCGAUUGUAGGAUCCAGAAAGUCUAAAGGGAGUGGAAAUGAUCGUCAAUCCAAGUCAACGGUUGGAUCCAGCGACCACACGUCCCCUCAGCCCCCAAAGAGGAAAGGGAAAAAAGAGGAGGUGAAUUUGGAAAAAACCAAGAAAGGGAAACAGAAUGUAAAGUUAAAGAAGUCACCACAAAUAAGUCCAAACGGUGGUGAAGGCGUUUUCCAGGCGGGAGCAGAGAGGUCUGAGACACGGGGGGCAGCAGAAGUCCAGGAAGAUGAAGACACGCAAGUGGAGAUCCCAGUUGACCAGAGGCCAGCGGAAAUCGUGGAUGAGGAGGAAGAUGGAGGAAAAGCGAACAAGGAUGCAGAGCAGAAAGAAGACUUUUCGGGAAUGAAUGGUGCCAUUGAAGGAGGAGAGGAGGCGGCGCCAGGUGCCCCCGAGCAGGUCGAGGGCGUCCCGGGUCCCAGGGAGGAGCCGGUGGCCCCCGCCCGUGUUAACGGAGGCACCAAUGAAGAGAAUGGCGAGGAGCUGGAUCAGAUUAAUCCCGAGCCUCAGGAGACAGUGGAGGAGGAAGUCAAGUCGCAAGGAGCUGGCAGUGCACAAGGCGAGGCUGACUUAGACCCUCAAAGACCACCAAGACCAGAAGUAAAAAUCACGAGCCCGCAAGAAAAUGAGAAUGAACAAAACAAGGACUAUGCUGCCGUAGCAUAGAUGAUUUUUAAGAAGAGAGUGUAUUGAUGAUCGGGAAAAUGAAGGGUUAUAACACGUGAACAAUAAGGAUAUAGUUACUGCUGAACAUAAUGUGACAAUAUGGUUGAAUGCUGCAUACGAAAUUCUAAGAUUAGAGGUUUAAUGGAAAGGCUAGAUGAUUUUGAGUAGCUACUAAAGGAGAGUGGCUUCUUUUCAUGGGAUGUGUCUGUAAAAGUCAUUUAGAAAAAAUAAGAGGGAUAGAGGGGCAUGUUGCACGGA